AUGGCGAGCAAUAUAACGACAUUACCAUCUCAGUCCGCGCCUGGCGAUGGACACAUCUCUGAGCAACUCAAUGGAUCUUUGGCAGCCUCUGCCGGUGCGCCGAAGCUCCGCAAAAGAACUAAGACUGGCUGCUUGACGUGUCGAAAGCGGAGAAUUAAAUGCGGCGAGGAACGGCCGGUCUGCAACAACUGCAUCAAGUCUAAACGGCAUUGUGAAGGGUACAACCAGCGAGUCGUCUUCAAGCCUCCCAUCGGCGACUGGCCAACCGCUCAGCAGGGUCCAGCGAACACGCUUCAGUACCAUACGGGUGUCAUACCCGGCGGCCAACCCAUCUUCCGUCACCAUCAAACUGGCGCGCCGAUAUCAGUCCCUCUGACGCCGCUCCAACCCAGGCCAGAUGGACAGUAUAGCUUCUCCUCCCUGGAAGAAGGCCAGGUUCUGCCCAUCGAGCCGCUUAAUGUAGGCGGCUAUUCAGCAGGAGUUCUUUCGAAUGGAGUGCGGCACGGUGACGCGUUGUACCUCCAGCAGGUUGAUGCGGCUUAUCUGGUGACCUCUCCAAGCGCUGUCUUCCCGUUCUCAGCAGCAGCGAUGCAGCCGUCCUAUCCGCUACAACAGGCGUCGAACGAGUCCAAUAGCCAUGUUACUCCGCAACAUCCUCAGCAGCUUCCGCAGUAUUCUAGUCAUGCCAUCGGUUCCAGCACACACUUGCUGCAGCAGCCAUUCUCUGGCCAUCAUCCGUCCGCAGCAGGGCAUCCGCAGCCUUAUACGAGUGGCAGCCAAUCGCAACCGCCGCAGGUACCCUCACAGCAAGCGCAAACAUCGUACGGCCCAGGUUACCAGAACUCGACGAUGUAUGCAGAUGCUUCAAACAUCUCUGCCCCAGGAUACUCAUCCGUUCAUCCGAGUUCUCAUUUACCUCCUGAUUACCAAUUGAACGCAAUCAGCGGAGCGAGCCAGCCCCCGGCUUAUGACGGCAUCCAGUUGCCAUCGUACCAGCAUUCGUCGGCACCGUACGAAAUUAAACCUGCAAUCAAGCAAGGCUACGCCGAUCAGAAACCAAUGCAGCCAGGCUUUGCUAUGCAACCGCUACGAACUCCUCUUUUUGCGUCACGAUUUGCAGAAGGACAUGUCAGUCCAACGCAAGUCCUCGACGAAGCUGCAGUUGAGUACGAAGAUAAUGACUAUUACGAUGUAAAUUCCGACGACGAUAUGGAUAUCACCCCUGAUCAAAUGACGGCGAUUGGAGGAAAGCAGAAAGAUCUUGGAUUGAUAAUGGAACUCCAUCGGCAAAGCACCAGCGAUCUCAGCGUAAGACGAUACGACUCCUUCAUAUACGAAGGUAUCCUGGAUUACUACCGGGCAGAACGUGUCGCGAACCCUCUCCGGAACGAGAAGACUGCACGCGUUUUCGCUCAUUUCAUCAAUUCCACUGGGCCGAGUCUUUCAAUUUCUGAGAGGAAGGCGCGGAACACAUCAGCGCUAUUUAGUGAAUCGCCCGUCCCAAUGUCGCAACAGAGUUUGUGGACGUACACUCUGCCGAUGAUGGCCUUGAAUCACCAAGGACUGCUACACGCCAUGCUGGCACUUGCCAGCUUGCACAUUGCGAAGCUACAGGGCGCUUCCGUUACGCCUUCCUUCAAGCACUAUGCGUACGCCUUGAAAAGAAUACAUCACUGCGUUGGGCAUCCCAAGAAGAGACACCAGGUCACGACCCUGGCUGCGUCACUGCUGCUCGGCUUCUACGAGGUCAUGACAGCCGACCAUCUCAAAUGGAGUAGCCACUUAGUUGGCGCCAAGCAACUGUUGGUUGAGAUCGACUAUCAAGGUAUGACCAAGGAAUAUCGGAGGCAGAAGGCUAAGAAAGCCGCACAUGAGCAAAACUUCGCGCGAGACAACCCAGAGCUUCUCAUACAGCAGAGACAGCUUGCACGGCCUUACUCGGUCAAUGAUGACUUACCUGACGAAAGGCUUGUAAGCACUCUCAUCGGACGGAAACUUCGCUAUGACGAAUACGGACAAAUCAUCGAAGAGCAUGGGAGCAGCCCGUCACCCACGAAUUCAAUUCCGCAGCCAUUUGACAUCAGUAAAUACGAGAUCUUUCAAGACUUGUUCUGGUGGUACUGCAAACAGGAUGUCUUUCAGAGCAUUGUCAGCGGCAACCGGCUGCUGAUGGAUUACAGCAGAUGGUCAGACUGCCCCCCACGUGGGCCUGUUGGCAAAGGGCAAGCCGUUUUCGCUACUUACGAUCACCUUAUGCUACUUGCAGGUAGGGUUGCAGACUUUGCGGCCCGAGAUCGCGUAAGGAAGCAAAAGGCGGUGGAAGCAAUGGGUGGGCACUGGAGGCCUCAGCCAGGCAUGCCGAUGGGCCCACCACCCGGUACUCCGCGAGCGCCACCAGGUAUCUUCACACCGGGCGGUCCACCUCCUGGAUUUCCCAUGGGUCCUCCUGGUAGCGCUAUGGGUGCUCCACAUGUAUCUCCUACGGGUCCAGCGCCUGGGCACCCAAGCGAAUUCCCCUCCGGGCAUCCUAUGGCAUCUUCGCCCAUGACUCCCGCUGGUCCCUAUGGUGGUGCGAAUGGAUUCCCUGCCUCCAUCCCUCCAACAAACGGCGCUCCAUACCCGCCUCACAGCGCAGGAUUCCAAGGCCAGCAAAUGCCGCAACCGUCACCUGCCGUUCCCCAAAUACCACCUCAGAUGCCCCCGCAAAGGCCUCCUGGUCCGAUUCAAAUGCCGUCAUUCUACGGCAUGGCACCCACAUCAACUCCAACAGUAAUGCCGCCAUCAUACGCAAGCAACAAGCGCAAGCGUUCUCCCGAGACACCCAGUCCGAAGCCAGACAUCAUAGAUCUCGAUGCCGCGACAGCUUCUGCCCUCGAGGAAUGGCAACAGAUAAUGCACGCACUGAAAGCCUUUCACGCGCGUCUCGGUCCAGCCUACCAACCCUUGCCACCAGAAUACCACCAACCGAUCAGUACUCCCUUCGGCGAGGCGCUCCAGUACCGCAGCUACGACAUCGGCGUCGUCUGGGCCCACUACCACAUGACGCACAUGAUCGCCAUCCGCUCGCAUCCCCACAUGCCACCUGCCGCCAUGGUAGCCGCAGGCGUCGCUGCAGGCGCGACGGCCGGACUGGCCAAUGAGAUCGGCAGGAUCGCAGCGGGCAUCACGCCAACGCCAGCGAACACGCCGCUAAGUCCGUCUCUCGGCGGGUGUCUGAUUGAGUCAACCAUGCCACUCUUCUUCGCCGGUAUCCAGUAUCAGGACGCAGCCCAGCGCGGCUGGCUUGUCAGUCGUGUUCUCGACGUCGAGGCACGCACGGGUUGGGCGUCUGCGGGACUCAUUGCUCGUGGAUGCGAAACUGCGUGGGUGAAGGCGGCAGCCAUGGGGAGGGGCCCGCCGUACUACCAGAAGAACGACGAGAACAACACGGACGAUAGACUGGCGGGGCGUGUGGUCAGGGAUGGGUCGGCGGAGCCGCCAAAGGAGCUGACGGAUAGGAGGUGUAUCUGGACGAAUGCGGGGACGAGGGUACAUUGGGCGAUGGGGCUGCUGGCGGCGGAGGAGGAUAUGGGGGAUAGUCCGCCGGCGGGAAGUCCGACGGGGCAGAGUCCGCAUUGA
This is a messenger RNA of Coniosporium apollinis CBS 100218, 3618 nucleotides long. RefSeq lists its product as uncharacterized. Lineage: Eukaryota; Fungi; Ascomycota; Dothideomycetes. Gene Ontology annotation, molecular function: zinc ion binding; transcription cis-regulatory region binding; DNA-binding transcription factor activity, RNA polymerase II-specific. The coding region runs from base 1 to 3618 and encodes 1205 amino acids. Gene Ontology annotation, biological process: positive regulation of transcription by RNA polymerase II. Gene Ontology annotation, cellular component: nucleus. The record is from RefSeq and is a predicted model, not a curated record. The transcript is spliced from 3 exons.